Molecule: messenger RNA, 750 nt
Organism: Pochonia chlamydosporia 170
Lineage: Eukaryota; Fungi; Ascomycota; Sordariomycetes; Hypocreales; Clavicipitaceae
Exons: 2
Coding region: 1-750 (249 amino acids)
Source: RefSeq, a predicted model, not a curated record
AUGGCACAAAGUACAACUACUGAUGCACCAGCCUACUUCGAAACAGGCCCUGGAAUUCGUACUACUAUUGGGCUCUUUAACGUUCUUACUGGCCUUAUGGUUGCUGGCAUCACGGGUGGGUUUACGACUAUCCUCCUAGUGCCUAUUAUCGCCUCUGCUGCGUGUGCUCUAGCCCAGGGUCUAUUUUAUACUACUGCGUAUACCAACUACCCAGCUACUAAUAAGGCAGUCGCUAACGUGUUCGCCAAUCUUGGGUGGGCGACUCAUGAAGCUGGACUUGCCUUUUAUGGCUAUCUAAUCCUAACCCCUAUUCUCUACGGUCACAAGCGUAUAGUAUUCUUAACGCUUUUCUGGACGCUUAUGCUUAUCGCUAUAGCGAUUCGCCUUGUGGCCAAUGUAGUCGAGCCGCUCUUUAUUCUUGGCCUUUUCGCUCAGGCCAAUUAUGAGAUUGUCGUCGCCUGCAAUGCUAGGAUCUCCUUUGCGACUAUCGCAUUAGCUGAAUGCGUGACCGCCCCAUUCUUACUUGAGACAUUUCGCUCGACCUACGAAUCUUUACUAUCCGCGCUGAGAAGCGGUAAACUAUACCGCUACCUUAUGCGUAGUACACAGAUCCGCCUCACUGCCCUCACUCUUAUUAGCAUGUGUCGCGCUAUAACCGCCUCGCUUCCCGGAAAGUGGUCCAGGGGUAAUUGGGGGUGGCCGCCCAGCUUGAUGAAUUCACAUAUACGUUAUCAGUUCUAUUUCCGAUAG